CCGGCCCUGGAACAAAUCCAUUCUUCCAUUGCACAAUGUUCGGUGCAAUUGGCAUCAAGACGAGCAUUAUCAAAAGGGGCAAAGCGUCUAGAAUUGGACACUUUGGCAUUCGUGACUAAUAGCAAACUGUAGACUUUUUCCAACCGGGCCUAGACAACCUGGAAGCCGUUUAGGUGUUGAAACGAAUCUUGUCUAGGCGGUCAGUAUUUUUUGUUCAUUUUUAUACAAACCCAAACACCGACUUUUCUCCUUGUUGCUCUCUUCAUUCCCGUCUUUUCUCCGGUGGCCCUGCUUGUCAGACUUAUUUUGAAUAUCCCAUACACAUUCGUCCGUUUCUUCCGUCAUACAGAGUCCAAUCACACCAAGAAACCCUUCCGUUCCCAGGUACCUGGACAGAAGACAAAGCAAGGCGUUGGAUACCGUUGGUUCAGGCAAGAUAAGGUACAGAACGGUGUGGGGAGCUUGCAGACGCACAUGGUGCUUAUACCCGAGGUCUCCAAACUGUCGCGCUCGGCGUUCAGACGGUUAGGAAUGACCCCGCCAAAAACACCGGACGCUCCCCCCGCCCGUUUAUCGUUGAUCUCACGACAUCUUGCCCCCGUAUAUCCGAUCAACACCCCCUACGCUGUUGAACGUCUUCCCAGCACCGUCGACACCUCACUUCUGCCCAGGAUUCAAGUGCGCGAGAUCACGACAACCACCCCCAAGAUGUCUCAACCCGCCCACCCAACGCUCCUGAUUCCAGGACCCAUUGAAUUCGACGAUGCUGUCCUCCAGUCCAUGAGUCACUUCAGCGAAAGCCAUGUGAGCGCCGGUUUUGUUGCUACCUUCGGCGAGACCCUGUCUAUGUUGCGCAAGCUGUUCCAGACCACCGACCCUGCAUCUCAACCAUUCGUUCUCUCUGGAUCCGGUACUCUCGGCUGGGAUUUGGUUGCUGCCAACUUGAUUGAGGCUGGCGAGGACGUGUUGGUGCUUGGAACCGGCUAUUUUAGUGAUGGCUUCGCCGACUGCCUCAGAGUGUAUGGUGCCAAUGUCACCGAGCUCAAGGCCCCCGUUGGCACCAAGCCCACUCUUUCCGAGAUUGAGAAGGCUCUGUCGGAGAAGAAGUACAAGGCGAUCACCGUCACCCACGUUGACACAUCGACUGGUGUCUUGAGCGAACUCAAGAAUCUCUCUGCUCUUGUCCACAAGGUCUCGCCAGAUACCCUCAUUAUUGUCGACGGUGUCUGCAGUGUUGCGUGUGAGGAGAUUGAUUUCGAUACCUGGGGUCUUGAUGGUGUUGUCACUGCCAGUCAGAAGGCUAUUGGCUGCCCUGCCGGUCUGUCGAUUUCCAUGUUCAGCGGUCGUGCCAUGAAGGCUUUUGAGAACAGGAAGAGCCCUCCCUCGGCCUACUUCGCUUCUAUGAAGAACUGGACCCCUAUCAUGCAAAACUACGAGGCCAAGAAGCCCUCUUACUUUGCUACCCCCUCGCCACAGCUUGUCCACGCUCUUCACACUGCUCUGAGCCAGAUCCUUGCGAAGCCCGUGGCUGAAAGAUUUGCCGGCCACAAGGCCGCCUCAGACAAGAUCAAGGCUGCCAUCGGUGCCCUUGGUCUUAAGCAGGUUGCGGCCAACCCUGAUGAGCAGGCUCACGGCAUGACUGCCAUCUAUCUCCCUGAGGGCGUCAAGGGCGCCGAGCUCCUGCCUAUCCUCGCGAAGAAGGGUGUUGUGUUUGCCGGUGGUAUCCACAAGGAAAUCGUCACCAAGUAUAUCCGUUUCGGUCACAUGGGUGUCAGUGUGCUCGACCCCACCAGAGGCGAUAUUGAGCGUGCUGUCAAGGCUUUGGAGGAGGGUCUUGCUGAGCUUGGAUAUACCAAGUCUUGA
Molecule: messenger RNA, 1863 nt
Organism: Podospora pseudocomata
Lineage: Eukaryota; Fungi; Ascomycota; Sordariomycetes; Sordariales; Podosporaceae
Exons: 4
Coding region: 475-1863 (462 amino acids)
Cellular component (GO): peroxisome
Molecular function (GO): L-alanine:glyoxylate transaminase activity; L-serine:pyruvate transaminase activity
Source: RefSeq, a predicted model, not a curated record